AUGAAGUGUUUUUUGCUUUUCCUCAUUUGCUACCUCGUAAUCCACCACACUUUCUCAUUUAUGACCAUCAAGAAAGAACCGCAUGAUCGCUCUCGAUGUUAUAUUUAUCUUAAAAUUAAACCACAAUAUCAGCACAACAAUGAAAAGGAGCAAGAAUCCGCUUCCAUUUUUUCAUUAGUAACAACAAUCACAACAAUUCUACAAGGAGGAACCAUUUUCAAUUGCUUCCGGUACUACAAGAAAUUCAAGUGCAUCUCAACAGUCGAUGAUAUCCUUAUCAACUUGUACUCCAAUCUGCUAUCAGAGAUGCAUGAAGAAGCAAUACUCUCAUUGUCAACAAUCCUGUCAGAAUACCUGUAA
This is a messenger RNA of Cercopithifilaria johnstoni, 360 nucleotides long. The record is from the annotation of a GenBank genome assembly. NCBI's taxonomy places the organism in Eukaryota, Metazoa, Nematoda, Chromadorea, Rhabditida, Onchocercidae.